UUCAAACAUGGCUGCCGUUUUGAAUUGUCUCUUUAAAUCCUUUCAGUGGAUCCCUGUGCUGUUCAUCAACGCAGUUAUUGUCUGGUCUUACUAUGCUUACGUCUUGGUUCUUUGCUUUGAGAGUGUGCAGUCUCCAUUCGAAAGAGCUGUAUAUUUGAUCUUUUAUCACCCUUUCUUCUUCAUGUUGAUGAUUUCGUAUUGGAGAACGAUAUGUGCCUCUUCUGGUCUUGUUCCUUCACAGUUUUUCUUGUCAAGAGCAGACAGGGAAGCAUUAGAUAAUGGAGAUCCAAAAGAAGUUCUAGAAAAAAUAUCAAGAAAACUUCCAGUUUUUACGCAGACUGUAUCAGGAGCUGCUAGGUAUUGUGAUAUUUGUCAAGCUAUCAAACCAGACAGAUGUCACCACUGCUCCAUGUGUAGAAAAUGUAUUUUGAAAAUGGAUCAUCAUUGUCCGUGGGUGAAUAACUGUGUUGGAUUCACUAACUACAAGUUCUUUCUCCUAUUCCUGUUUUAUGCGAUCCUUUACACACUCUAUGUCACAGCAACAGUUACAAAAUAUUUCAUUGCGUUUUGGAAUAACUCUUUGGAAGGUGAUGGAAAAUUGCACGUUUUGUUCUUGUUUUUCGUUGCCCUUAUGUUUUGUAUAAGUCUUUGGUCACUAUUUGGUUACCAUUUAUAUCUUACUGGUAACAACAAGACAACACUUGAGUCAUUCAGAGUUCCCCAUUUCUCCUAUGGCCCAAACAAGGAUGGUUUUAGUUUGGGAACUGCAAUAAAGAAUGCAGAACAAGUUCUGGGACUCAACAAGUGGUAUUGGUUUUUACCUAUUUUCACGAGUAUUGGUGAUGGAGUUCACUUCCCAUCAAUAAACCAACCAGAGCAAGACUCGCUUUUAAAUGAUCAGCAAAGAUGGAUGGAAGAAGGGGAGUUGGAUCCACAGGACACCCACUCCAGUGAUGACAAACAAGAUUCGAUAACUGUGGCCAUUGAUAUUACAUCAGAAGAGCUGGUGCAUGAGAAUGAAGUGGAAACUCAGAUGCCAUAUGCUCCCAGAGCCAAACCGGACGUCCUGGCAGUGCAGGAAGAUGACAUUCAAGAUGGGACGGCAUUGUAAUAUCCACAAGUGUCCCUGCUGGAACUGCUUGUAUUGCUUGAAUGCUGAGUUGGUAUUUCAUCUCCACGAUGGUCAUUGUAAAAGUAACGCUGGCUUAUAAACUUUUUCGUUGUCUUAUUAACUCUUCAUGUCAUUUUGCUGGAAUGAAGCAAAAACCAUUCAGACUAUGACAAACAAAUGAUGGACGCACGCUGACGCAAGAACCAGCGGAUUAAUUAGGUUUUGUGAUCAUUUUAGGUAAGAGUCUGGUGACGGGUUUUUUAUAUUUACAUACGACUAUAAGGGCACCUGUGUUUUACUUUCGCGCCAAAUAAGGAGAAUUCUGUACAGUUUUUUUUAUAGAAGCUCAGAGGUUGGAAUGUGUAAACUUAACAUUUAGUUUAUUUAUCACAUAGUCCUUGAAAGUCAGAAUACAUCUUGAACUGGUUUGCUAGUUAGAUGAUUAAAUUAAGUUUUCGAGACUAGGUAAUUGUUUCUUAAAUAUAAUUUUGUAUCUGCAUU
Messenger RNA from Stylophora pistillata, 1612 nucleotides. RefSeq names its product palmitoyltransferase ZDHHC15B. Lineage: Eukaryota; Metazoa; Cnidaria; Anthozoa; Scleractinia; Pocilloporidae. The record is from RefSeq and is a predicted model, not a curated record. Gene Ontology annotation, molecular function: palmitoyltransferase activity.